This is a messenger RNA of Aspergillus mulundensis, 1188 nucleotides long. RefSeq names its product Sec62 family protein translocation protein. The transcript has 3 exons. The record is from RefSeq and is a predicted model, not a curated record. The coding region runs from base 1 to 1188 and encodes 395 amino acids. Gene Ontology annotation, cellular component: endoplasmic reticulum; endoplasmic reticulum membrane. Lineage: Eukaryota; Fungi; Ascomycota; Eurotiomycetes; Eurotiales; Aspergillaceae. Gene Ontology annotation, biological process: post-translational protein targeting to membrane, translocation.
AUGGCCACACCCGGCCAGCCCUCCCCCCAGCAGCUGGCUGCUAUGCAGCAGCAGUUCGCUGCCGAGGCGGCCAAGCGCGGAUUGACCCCCGAGGAGUUCGCCAAACAGCAGCGCGAGCAGUUGAAUGCUGAAGCCGCAAAGCAUGGAAUGACAACCGAACAGUACGUCACUCAGCUGAGGAUGCGCGCAAUGGCUGCCCAGCAAAAGGCUGCUGAAGUUCAGCGACAACUCCAAGCCAACGGCCAGAGCCAAGGACCCCCGCGACCAGGCCAGCCAGGCCAACCCGGACAACCGCAGACGCACACCCAGCAAGUUCCCGUCAAUCCGAAUGCUCCCAAAGACCCCAAGGCGAUUGCAGUUGCGCAGUUCCUGCGCUCUCAGAACCUGAAGCCGAGAACCUGCAUUAUGGACGGACAGCGGAAAGACAUGUUCAAGGUUAAACGUGCCAUCCGUGCCCUCGAAUCCCCCGCAUACGAGAAGGCUCGAAAGAAGAACCCCCUCCUACCCCCGGUGACCGACCGUGCAUCGGCUGAGAACGUAUUCAAGCUUCUGCCCCUGUCGGUUCUUGCUCUUCGAGUCUCUAAGGUUGACCCCCAUGCUGGCCAUGGUCAUGGAAAGACAAAGCGAGUCAAGGGACUAUGGACUGUGAAGAUUGAGCAGCACCAGGAAGCCGGUCCGAUGAUGCACUACGUUUGGCUCUACGAGGGUCCGCAAUGGAAGCAGAAAGCUAUGGCUGCUGCCGUGGUCGCCGGUAUCUUUGCAGUCGUGCUCUUCCCCCUCUGGCCCAUAAUGCUGAGACAAGGAGUGUGGUACCUGAGUGUCGGCAUGAUGGGAAUUCUCGGUCUGUUCUUCGCCAUGGCUAUCUUCCGUCUUAUUCUCUUCUGCAUCACCGUUUUCGCUGUUCCGCCUGGACUGUGGCUUUUCCCCAACCUAUUUGAGGAUGUUGGUUUCUUCGACAGUUUCAAGCCACUCUGGGGCUGGCAAGAGACUGGAAAGAAGAAGAAGUCUUCUAAAAAGAAGGCUGUUAACAGCGCAGGUCAAGCAUCAGCUUCCCAGUCUACAGAGUCUGCUCCUACAGCGACUGCAGAAACCGCACCCACAGCUACUACAACCGCAACUGAAAGCGCGGAUGCAGCUGGCGCAGUAAAGCGUGACCUCGCCCCUCGCGUUGAAGAGGUAGAGGAGUGA